Trametes versicolor FP-101664 SS1 is the source of this 1779-nucleotide messenger RNA. RefSeq lists its product as uncharacterized. The coding region runs from base 1 to 1779 and encodes 592 amino acids. Lineage: Eukaryota; Fungi; Basidiomycota; Agaricomycetes; Polyporales; Polyporaceae. The record is from RefSeq and is a predicted model, not a curated record. The transcript has 3 exons.
AUGCCGCAGCUUUCGGUCCAGUUGUGGGAGCCACUCCAUCUAGCGCUGUGCGCUGAGUGCAAGCGGCUCGGUCAGGCGGACACGCUUGCCAUCCUCCAAUGCGCCGACCGCGUGGGCCUCAUUGCGCUGCCCCUCUGUCGUACUCGGGAAUCCGGAAACGCACGUCGUGGACGGUUUAUCACGACCAACGUCGCUAGCUGCGGCAAGCGUUUCCACUUUCCAUAUCGCGCCGUCGUGCUCACCCAAGACGCGUUAACGGAAGCUCUGCAAUUCGUUUCUCCCGCGCCUAUCGAAGUCUUUCUCCUCCGCCACGACUCGAAACUUCCCCCGAAACCCAGGGGCACGUUUUCGCACUUCGGAGUCUGUCUCUGGCCUGAGUGGUAUGACAACGAUGCGCUCGCGUCCUUCCACAUUGCCCCUCGCAGCAUCAAAGUACUGGCAACCUUUGGCGUCACACCCUCCCCCUUACAUAUGCAACGCGUGGAGGAUGAAGUUAUAUUGACGACCACCAUUCAAGUCGCAUGCGCAAGCAACGCAGAAUACAGGCGUCAGGAAGGCGGUGUCGUCCAGACUAUACGAGUACAACUGGUCCUCACACGAAUUAACGGGACGAUGAAGGAUACCAUGGCGCGCUUCACGAUUACUAACGACGUCCACGCACCGUCCCCUGAUCCGGCCCCUCCUAUCUCUCGACACACAUCUUCGCCUAGGUAUACCCCUAUCGACGAGAACACCUCACUACUACUCCACAGCGAGGACAGCAGUACCUCGGAGGUCAGCUCGAGCCGGAACCCUACCGAUACGAUAGCUAGUGCGGACUUCUUGGUCCCUUCGAGCCUUGGCUGGGAAAGCGCCUCCUGCGAAACCCGGCUCCUGCGGGUCGCCCUGGAGCUGCCGGUUGAAGGCAACGUUCUCCGCCACCACAAGGACCUGUGGCUCUCCAUUGAGCUCUCGGAGCCGCACCGGCGCACCUGGGCAAACGAUGAGAGCUCCCACAAUCACGUCUUGUCAGCUCACAACGUGAUCGACAACGAGGCGACACCAGCGUCCGAUAGCUGCUCGCUAGCUCACGCCGAGGCAAGGGCAUCCGCCACCGCUCCGUUCUCGCAGUCCGAGCUUUCUACGGCAUCUAUAUCCUCAGAGCGAGCUGUUUUCGCGACGCCUCCGUCAACAGCCGCUGCCCAUGCCUUCACUCCAGCAGCGCUGUUGGAGACUGCCUUCCCCGCAGAGGCAGACUACAUGCAGCCGCCUUCAGGGAGCGUUUGUGUGGUUCCCAUAGGAGACGGAGCCAUCACGCAUGGCGCCCUCGCUCUGCCGUGGACCGAGGCAAAGCAGACUUUCGACGCACCCCCGUUCAAUCCGGGCAUCGUCACCUGGGAACUGGGGGCGUACGGAAGCUCAGCUUCUUGCGGUACUGCUCCCGACUCGGAAGUGGCUAUGGAGCUGGACUCAGCGGAGGAUACACGGAGGCAUGAUGUACCGGCAGCGGGGUAUCCCAACGGGCAUGCUCCGAACAAAUUCGGCGGCGGCGGCACGGAGAUGCAGCGGGCACUGACCGCCGUAGGCUUUCUCCCUUCCGCUCCGAACCUCUCCCUGAGUGGUACCUCCCGAAAUUCACACGACUACAACAUAUCUGCAUUUCGGUAUGAGAACGACGCGCUGCGAGCGCAAAUCGCCCGCCUGUCGGCUCAGAACAGCGUUCUGUCGUCGCAGAUGCAAGACGUCACUCUGAAGAUGUCCACCCUCUUCGCGCGGCUCGACGCUCUCCCCCACUCAUAG